This is a messenger RNA of Didymella exigua CBS 183.55, 940 nucleotides long. RefSeq names its product glutathione S-transferase kappa 1. The transcript has 4 exons. The coding region runs from base 62 to 781 and encodes 239 amino acids. The record is from RefSeq and is a predicted model, not a curated record. Gene Ontology annotation, molecular function: glutathione transferase activity; glutathione peroxidase activity. Gene Ontology annotation, biological process: glutathione metabolic process. Lineage: Eukaryota; Fungi; Ascomycota; Dothideomycetes; Pleosporales; Didymellaceae. Gene Ontology annotation, cellular component: mitochondrion; peroxisome.
CAACUGAAGACCGACUAAGUAAUCAAUCAAUCACUUCUUAAUCAAUCUCUCGAUUGCGACAAUGUUGAGCAAGAUUACGUGCUAUCUGGAUUGCGGUAUGUUCAAAAUUGGACUAAGCUUAGAGCUGACCUGUGCAGUAUCCCCAUACUCCUACUUUGCACUACUCUAUCUUGAGAAGAACAAACAAGCUCUUACAACGCACAACGUAGAGAUCGACAUAAUUCCAGUAUUCCUUGGCGGCAUUAAUGUCGGCAGUGGCAAUAAGCCACCAUGGACGCUGCCAGCUAAAGCAGCUUACAGCGGCUACGACAGUGCGCGAGCGAAGAAGUACUUCGGCGCAGAAGCUGUAAAAACGCCAGAUUUCUUCCCCAUCAUGUCACUACUACCGCAACGUGCUCUGUGUUUCGUGAAGGAGCAAUAUCCAGAUGCCUUCGUCUCCACCUUCCUUGACAUCUUCGAGGCAAUGUGGAAGAACGGUAAAGACGUCAGUAAAUCUGAUACGUUUGCCGAGACACUCCAGUUGAGGUUCAGCUCCGAGGAGGCCAAAGUCAUUCUGUCAUCCGCAAUUAGUGCGCCGUUCAAGCAGCGUUUGAAUGAGAACACGAAGGAAGCUCUCGACCGGGGAGCAUUCGGAGCCCCAUGGUUCUGGGUCCGCAAUGCAAAGGGAGCCGAGGAGCCCUUCUUCGGAAGUGACAGAUUUCAUUACAUGUGGGAGUACCUGGGGCUACCUUGGAAGGAUAUGGAGCUGGUACCACACGGGCCGCCGAAAGCGAAGAUCUGAGGUAGGGGAAAUGUGCUUACCUUGUCAAGCUGCAAGUAUGUUGCGUCCUGAGAGCGACAGCGGCUGGCGAUCAGGCUCGCAGCAAGGUACAGGAUCAGGCCUGGUCUUCGUACCACGUACACUAGGAAGAUCUGAUACAAAUCUAGCGGCGCCCUGUUG